AUGAUCUCCUAAACUUAACGCUGUGUUAUGUGUUAAAUUGUACACAAACCAAUGAGAAUUCAACAAAAUUCAGGGGGUGGGUUUGAUUAUUCAAUCAUAAUCACCCACUCUCACUUCUGAUAGUCUUUGAUCAAUCAAAACCACCCCUGAAUUUUGAAUGAAUUCUCAUCGGUUUGUUUCUGUACAAUUUAACACAAAGCUGUAAGUUUUAGUAAAUCCGGACUCCAACUAAAACUGGGUCUCUCUCCCUCCCUUUCCUGAGAUUCGUGUUCCACGUAGAGAUGUCUGAAGUCUAUAUAUAUACAUCCAGAAUCGACCCAGAAGAGACACAACAUUGAGAAAAGCAGCAUAUACAUACAGAGAAUAUAGAGAAGAGUACAAAGAAGAGAAUGGACGGGGAAGAGCAGACAAUGAAGAGAAGAGAGUGUCAUCCUCUACUCAGAGGAGGAAGGAGACAAGGCAGCUACAGUCAUGGGUUUUCUUUAUCUGAGAUGCAAGUAGUCACUGCCAUCUGUGAGGCUCUCAUACCGCCUAUCCCACUAGGUUCUCUCCAUGUCAACGGCAAAGAAAGCCCACCCAGCAAAAGUAUUCAGUCCUUCUACCUUGCUUCUGGCUCUCAGAAGCCUAUCCCUGAUGAGGUUGCAGAGCUUAUUGUCACGAAGGCAUUAUGGCAUGGCGUUCUCGUAGUGCGACUGCUUCUGUGGAUGCUCUCAACCAGAUUGGGAACACUACUGAUUUGUGGUACUCUAAGCUUUGGUUCCCGAUGGCCAUUCCUUUGCAAGUUCUCAGAACUAUCCUUGGAGAAAAGAGAAGAGGUUCUGAAGAAAUGGUCAAGGGCGAGGUAUCAGAUACACCUGAGACUAAUGUUUGCCAUGUUCAAAAUCUUCUGUUGCUUCGCAUUUUUCAGCCUGACUGAUGAAAAUUCAACAAACCCAGCAUGGGAUGCGAUUGGGUAUCAUGUAGACACAUAUGAGAGCUCACACAAAACAGACAAGAAGAGGCCCCUCCAGAAAGGAAUCAUAGAAACAAUGAAUGAAUCUGAUUCAACUCUUGUCCAAUCCCUCACCCAAAAAGGCUUCAAAGUCACUGAAGAUCCAAAGAGGAACCUCCACAAAAUUGAGUGUGAUGUUGUGGUUGUUGGCUCUGGUUGUGGUGGGGGAGUAGCAGCUUCAGUCCUUGCGAGUUCUGGACAAAAAGUCAUUGUCCUUGAGAAAGGCAAUUACUUCGCGCCUGAAGAUUAUUCUUCUGUGGAGGGCCCCUCCUUGAACCAACUAUACGAAUCAGGAGGAAUGCUAUCAACUUUUGAUGGGAAAGUGAUGAUAAUGGCUGGAUCUACAGUCGGUGGUGGUUCUGCUGUGAACUGGUCUGCAUCCAUCAAAACACCCAGUUCUGUGCUCAGGGAGUGGUUUGUUGGUCACAAGAUUCCACUUUUUGGUAGCUCUGAUUAUCUCUCUGCCAUGGAUGUUGUGUUUAAAAGGAAUGGUGUCACAGAAAACUGUGUCAAGGAAGGACUACAGAAUCAAGUCCUUCAAAAAGGGUGUGAAAAUCUCGGUCUGAAAGUUGAGUCUGUGCCACGGAAUUCCUCGGAGAACCAUUACUGUGGAUCUUGUGGUUUUGGUUGUAGGAGAGGAGAUAAACGAGGGACUGAUACUACUUGGCUGGUAGAUGCUGUAGAUCAUGGUGCUGUGAUCUUAACAGGAUGCUUAGCCAAGAGGUUCAUGUUGGAAAAGAAUAACCAUGGUAGAACUAAAAAGAAGAAAUGCUUGGGAGUGAUGGCAAGAGCUUACAGUAAGAAUAUCACAAAGGAAUUGCAAAUUGAGGCAAAGGUAACAAUCUCAGCAUGUGGGUCUCUCUUGACACCUCCUUUAAUGAUAUCUAGUGGGUUGAAAAAUCCAAACAUUGGCAAGAACCUGCGUCUCCAUCCUGUUACAAUGGCAUGGGGAUAUUUCCCCGAGUCGAUGCCAAAGCUUAAAGGGAAAGCAUUUGAGGGGGGAAUAAUCACAUCAAUACAUAAGGUGGUCACAGAAAAAUCUGAUGUUCAGGCCAUCAUUGAAACUCCUGCACUUGGGCCUGCUGCAUUUGGCUCAUUGGUCCCUUGGGUGUCAGGGCUUGACAUGAAGAAGAGGAUGGUAAAAUAUGCAAGGACUGCUCACUUGUUUGCACUGAUCAGGGAUCAGGGUUCAGGAGAAGUGAAAUCCCGGGGAAUGAUAACAUAUGAAUUUAGCAAGUCAGACAAGGAGAACCUUAAGGCAGGAUUACAGCAAGCCUUGAGGAUUUUGAUUGCAGCAGGAGCUGUUGAAGUGGGCACUCAUCGAAAUGAUGGGCAGAGAAUAAAAUGCAAAGGGAUUAAGGAGGAAGAUUUGGAGGAAUUCUUGGAAACAGUUACUACAGCAGGAGGUUUUCUGUCAGGGGAAGAGAACUGGACCUUAUAUUCCUCUGCUCAUCAGAUGGGGAGUUGUAGGAUGAGUUCUACUGAGAAAGAAGGUGCAGUUGAUGAGAAUGGAGAAAGUUGGGAAGCAGAAGGCCUAUAUGUAUGUGAUGGAAGUGUUUUGCCAAAUGCAGUUGGGGUUAAUCCCAUGAUCACAAUCCAGUCCAUCGCUUACUGCCUGUCAAAGAAGAUUGCUAAAUCAUUGAACAAGGGCAAAUUCUCUGAGGGCACAUAAUCUCCACUGCUUUCUAUCUGUUACUUCCAAUAUAUCUUUUAUAUAUAAAAACCUUUGGUUGUCAUUACUUACUAUUACAAAUGUAAUUGAAUAAUUAAGAGGUCAUAUGAUUCAUGCUGAUUGCUUUGCUUAUUGAUGCAAUGUGAUGUUCUAUAGAAAUGUGAACAUAAUUUUCAA
Nelumbo nucifera (sacred lotus) is the source of this 2840-nucleotide messenger RNA. RefSeq names its product long-chain-alcohol oxidase FAO2-like. Lineage: Eukaryota; Viridiplantae; Streptophyta; Magnoliopsida; Proteales; Nelumbonaceae. The record is from RefSeq and is a predicted model, not a curated record. Gene Ontology annotation, molecular function: long-chain-alcohol oxidase activity; flavin adenine dinucleotide binding.